AUGCACCCCGUCUCCGUCCUCACAUUUGGCAUCUUCUUGGCCGGCUACAUCACCGCUCGCUGGGACCUGGUUACUCGGCUGUAUGAGCUUGCCAUCUUUGCCUGGGACCACGGGGUUAUAACACGCGCAGCAAAAGGUUUUGCCAUUCUGUCCAUUUUCUUCCUCGCCCUCCUGAUACCCAUCGAGCGCAUAGCAGCGCGAGAGUCGGAUCUUCAUCCGCGAACGAAAGACUCCGGCAUAUCAGCGCGCGAGCAGCUCAGGCGACGCGGCUCGUUUUGA
This is a messenger RNA of Pseudocercospora fijiensis CIRAD86, 279 nucleotides long. RefSeq lists its product as uncharacterized. Lineage: Eukaryota; Fungi; Ascomycota; Dothideomycetes; Mycosphaerellales; Mycosphaerellaceae. The coding region runs from base 1 to 279 and encodes 92 amino acids. The transcript has 3 exons. The record is from RefSeq and is a predicted model, not a curated record.